CUUUCUUUCUUUUUUUUUUGGUAGAUUCAUAGCUUUCAAUUUGAAAUUUCUCACCUUCACUUGUUUUCAUUUAUUGCUCCUACCCACUUACAUCACCAUCUUCUCCUCUUUCUCUCUCCUCUCAUAUCUCCCCUUCUUUGACUUGCAGGUCUUUGUUUUCCCUGUAAAAUACAAGCUCAAUAUCAUUCCAAAAACAAAAAAUUUCAUUUUUUUCUUUCAAAAUUUGUAUGUAUCUCAUUUUCAAAUAGCUUAAAGUUUAAAUCUUUAGUGAUUCUUUUUGGGUUUUUCUUUUCAUUUUUUUUCCUUCUGAAACUUGUAUGUAUCUCAUUUCUAAAAAAAGCUUAAAUCUUUAGUGAAAUUGUUGGGUUUUUCUUUUCCAUUUCUUUCUUCUAAAAUUUGUAUGUAUCUCAUUUGAAGAAAAAAAAAAGCUUGAAUCUUUAGUGACAUUGUUGGGUUUUUCUUCUAAAUUUUUUAUGUAUCUCAUUUCCAAAAAGCUUAAAGUUUAAAUCUUUAGUGAAGUUUUUGGGUUUUUUCUUUGGUAUUUUUACUCCAAAUCCAACAAAAAAUUAAUGGGGAAAUCUUAUUCUCCUCCUCCAUUACAGCCACCACAACAUAAUCUUGAAUCUGCAAGCUUGAAUUUAGAGAACAAAAUCAGUCCAAGUAUAAUCUUAAUCAUAAUAAUCUUAGCAAUAAUCUUUUUUGUUUCUGGGUUACUUCAUCUUCUUGUUAGAUUCUUAUUAAGGCCAAAUCAAAGAGACCCAGAUGAAUUUUUAGACAAUGUAACUGCACUUCAAGGUCAAUUACAACAACUUUUCCAUCUUCAUGAUGCAGGUGUUGAUCAAUCUUAUAUUGAUACACUUCCAAUUUUUCAGUACAAAACAAUCAUAGGUUUAAAAGACCCAUUUGAUUGUGCUGUUUGUUUGUGUGAAUUUGAGGGUGAUGAUAAACUUAGAUUAUUACCAAAAUGUAGUCAUGCUUUUCAUGUGGAUUGUAUUGAUACAUGGCUUCUGUCUCACUCUACUUGUCCACUUUGUAGAGCAAGUUUGUUGCAAGAAAUAAAUUCUCAAAAUCAAGGGUUUUCACCCAUUGUUUGUGUUCUUGAAUCUGGAAGUAUGGAGGCCUCCAGGGAGUUGGAGAGGGAGAAUAGGGAUCCGGGUUCGGGUUCGAAUCGUCAUCAAGGAGAGGGUGAGUUCGGGUCGAAUCGGAUCGAUUUUCGGCCUCGAAAAUCGACUGAUAAUAUGCAAGAGGUGGUGAAGAAGGAGGACAAGAUUGUGACCGUUAAGUUGGGGAAGUUUAAAAAUGUGGAGGGAGGUGAAGGAAGUAGUGAGAUUACUAUUACUAAUAAUAGUAAUAAUAAUAAUCAAAAUAAUGGUAGUAGUAGUAAUAAUAAUUUGGGUUCAAGAAGGUGUUAUUCAAUGGGUUCAUUUGCAUAUGUUAUGGAUGAAACGACAGCGUUGCAAGUUCCAAUAAGAACACCAAUGAAGAAGGAGAAGAAUGGGAAAAAGGGUGGUUUAAAAGCAGGGUAUAGAGCAGCAAUGUCAGAGUAUGGGUGUGAUUCCAGGAGGGAAUUCAAUGGGAUUGAAGGUUUUCGAAGUGUCGAAUUUGGGAAAGGGAAUGGGAAUGGGAAUGGGAAUGAGAGUAGUAGUAAUAACAAUAAUAAUAAUAAUAAGAGGGAGAGUUUCUCAAUCUCGAAGAUUUGGUUAAGAGGAGGAGAAAAGAACAAGAAAGGGAAUGGGAAUUGGAAUAAUGGGAAUGAUUGCGAUUAUUCUUCAAGGAGGACAAUUUCCGAAUUUGAGAUUGAUGUGAGUGAAUUAGGAAUUGAUGAAGAAACUCAAAGUUGUUAUAGUGUUGAUUCACUUGCUAAUCCAACAACAACAAAUUCUUCAUCAACAAGAAGAACUCUACUUUGGCUUAUGGGAAGACAAAACAAGAUUGUUCAUAAUCAUUCUUCCUCUUUUUCAUCCAAUAUCUAGUGUAUUGUCCUCUUUUUUUUUUCCAUAUAAAGGUAAAUUUGCUCUUUCUCAUUUAUUUUUCUUAGGUUUUGAACCAAAUGGUUGGUAAUUAGCUAUGAUAGGGAAAGGGAAUGGGAAAGAAAGAAAGGUGAUUUAUAAAAGGGAAUUGGAAUGAUAUAGAAUACAGAAUUUUGUGCAUGUGAUUGCAAACAUUUUUUUUAGUGAAGGAAUAGAUUGGAAUGUUGAUUUUGUAGUA
This is a messenger RNA of Beta vulgaris subsp. vulgaris (sugar beet), 2208 nucleotides long. RefSeq names its product RING-H2 finger protein ATL13. The coding region runs from base 570 to 1973 and encodes 467 amino acids. The transcript has a single exon. Lineage: Eukaryota; Viridiplantae; Streptophyta; Magnoliopsida; Caryophyllales; Amaranthaceae. The record is from RefSeq and is a predicted model, not a curated record.